ACACUACCUCAUCCACGACAUCCGCUGCGGGUGACGAAGAACGAACUAACAUUGCCAUCCAACACUACCUCAUCCAUGUCCUUGUCGCGGGUGAAUGGGGAAGACUGAGGCAUGGAGCAACACAUCUCUGCCAUCCAGUACAACCUCAUCCACGACAUCCAAUGUGGGUGAAGAAGGAAAAACUGUAGAGUAGAGCUCACCCAAAUGGACCAACACUGCCAUCCAACUCCACCUCAUCCAUGUCCUCCAGUGUGGGUGACGGUGGAAGGCUUAGGCGUGAUCACCCAACAGGACCAAUGUUACUAAAGGGACCUGAGAUUCUACUACUACGAUUACUUUCACAUACUUUUGUAACUCUAAUGUAAUGUUUUCCGUAAGACUCUGAGAACUAAACAUUGACACACUUUCUUUUUUAGUGUUUCCGAGAGUGACACGGACAGUUUUUUGACAAGUAAGCAACCCUCUCCUCUGUUCUUCCUUGUCUUCACCUGUUGCUAGUUAUCAUAUUUCUCUAUAAGUCUCUUCGGCGACCAAGAAAAUCGAAUAGGAAAGAUUACAUUGUUAUCCGCUUGUCUGAACUACUCUACACUGUACCAAAGAAAGCAUAAUAAUCAAGUUUGAUGUUCGGGUAGCUCUGAGGGUUGGCGUAGAAUUGUGUGAUGAGAAAUUAAGGUUCCGGUGUCUGUAUGUAGGGAAAGAUAUAUGCUGCUGUGUCUUGGUAUGAUAUUUGAAAGUGUAGAAGUAGUAGAUAAAUGUAGAGUUAGCAGUAGUAAUAGUGAUACAAUUCUGGCUUAUUCUCUUUACUAGUAUGUAGAGAGAGAUAUGUGCUAAUGUUCCUUGGUGUGAAAAUUGGAAGUGCAGAAGUAGUAGAUCUAGAAUUAGCAGUAUUAAUAACGAUAUAGUUCUGGGCUAUUCUCGUUACUAUUUUGGAGAGAGAUAUACGUUACUGUUUCUCGGUGUGAUACAGACAUACCUCAGUUCACAAGCUUGAUUCAUUCCGUAAUUUCGCUCGCACCAAAAAAAUCUUAAGCGAGUAGCGGGCUUUUUUUUAGUUUCCUUUUUUUGUGCCCUUGAGCUAUUUCCUUUGUUGUAAAAAAAAAAGAACGCUCACUUUAGCACUGAGAACAUGAAGGUCGCAUUCUAGAACACAAACGCAAGCGGAGACGAGCGCGCGGGUGCCACCUUUGCGAGUGUACAACGCAGACCGAGACCCCAAUCCCGCUGUUUUCCGCUCUGAGCGCUCCCGUCUUGCAGCGAACAAAGGGAACUCACACUCGCGCCUUCAACUUGUGCAAACAGGAUGCUCGUUCACCAGGGCUUGUUUUUUUCUCUGCGCUCUUUUUGUUGCCCUUGAGCCAUCUCCAUCGCUGAAAAAAUAAAAAAAUAAAAAUCACCGCUCGUAAACGAAGGCAUUUUAAGUGAUAUUUUUAUGCUCGUAAACCAAAACACUCGUAAAGUAAGGCACUUGUAAACCGAGGUAUUACUGUAUUUGUAAGUGCAGAAGUUGUGGAUGUAGAAUUAGUGUUAGUAAUAGUGGUUGCAUAUUUUCAUACACCCUAACAGUAUAGCCAACCCAAGCUGCCCUCCCCUUCCCUAACAGUAUAGCCAACCCAAGCUGCCCUCCCCUUCCCUAACAGUAUAGCCAACCCAAGCUGCCCUCCCUUCCCCUAACAGUAUAGCCAACCCAAACUGCCCUCCCCUCCCCUAACAGUAUAGCCAACCCAAGCUGCCCUCCCCUCCCCUAACAGUAUAGCCAACCCAAGCUGCCCUCCCCUUCCCUAACAGUAUAGCCAACCCAAGCUGCCCUCCCCUCCCCUAACAGUAUAGCCAACCCAAGCUGCCCUCCCCUUCCCUAACAGUAUAGCCAACCCAAGCUGCCCUCCCCUUCCCUAACAGUAUAGCCAACCCAAGCUGCCCUCCCCUCCCCUAACAGUAUAGCCAACGCAAGCUGCCCUCCCCUUCCCCUAACAGUAUUGCCAACCCCAUCUAUCCAUCCCUCCCCCUCCAGUAACAUAUUUUCAUGCACCCUAACAGUAUAGCCAACCCCAGCUGUCCAUCCCCUCCCUUUCCCUUGUCGUUCCAUGAAUAUUGAAGACUUUAUAUAUAUAGUAAUGAAUUUUUGGAUGGACGAAAGACUAAAGUACCUGAUAUAUACGAUAAUCGAGACUUGUAUUUCCUUGUGUCCUUAGGGUGCUGUCGAGAGGUAAUGUUUGUGCCUUGUGGGAUGAAAAAUAAUGAAAAAAUGUGUAUGAUAAUUAAAUGUUUUUGCUAGUGUUACAACCACUACUACUACUACUACUACUACUACUACUACUACUACUACUACUACUACUACUACUACUACUACUACUGCUACUACAACACAUAAGUUAAUACUCCUUAUGCAUUUAAAUACUCAGGAUAAAAGAUUAUUACAUCAAGUAUAUACAAAAUAGAGAAAAAAAUAGCUUCUUGUGAAUUUAUAUUACUUCUUAUCGUUUUUCCGUCGCCCUAAUGGUCAGUCUUUUUGUAGUCAUCGGCAAGGCAGCGAUUAGAAGGCUUGUUUUGUAUUCUCGUUUAUUUUUGCCCGUGAGGUAAUUCGUUCACCGUAUAAAGAGAACGUGACGAAUCUUCCAUGAAUAUUAGGGUCACAUGGCUUUGUGUGUGUGUGUGGGAUUUGGCUCAUGACUGGAAUGUUGUGAACUCAAUCCUGGGCCACGGGGAUGAAAUGCACUCUCUUAAGUAUAGUUUUUUUGGGGUGCGUUUUAAUUCACCGUGUCCGUAAACGCUUUCAAACUCGAGAUUAAUCCUAAGACAGCGGCAGUUAUUGAUCAGCAGCUCCCCAAAAUGAAAAAAACUGUUGCCAGAUCUUUUAAUUGUUGUAUUGUUAGUUUUCGUCAGCUUUAAUGUGGCUGAUUUGUCCUUCAUGAUCUGUUUUUCAAGGCGUGGUUGGUCUGUUUCGUUGAUUUUUCAUGUUUUACGCCUGAUUUUUUAAUAUGUCAACAUAAUGCCUUCUUCUUAAAUAUCGUAUUAGUCUUUCGUCUGCAAUACAGUCGCUGAUUUGCCCUUUUUAACCUGUUUUUCAAGGCGUGGUGAGUCGGUUUUGUUGAUUUUUCUUAUAUGACUUUUUGCGAAGAGUUUUUAAUAUGUCAACUUAAUGCCUUCUUUUUAAAUAUCGUGUUAGUCUUUCGUGUGCAAUACUGUCGCUGAUCUGCCCUUUUUAACCUGUUUUUCAAGGCGUGGUUAGUCGGUUUUGUUGAUUUUUCUUACAUGACUUUUUAUGACGAGUUUUUAAUAUGUCAAGCUUAUGCCUACUUUUCUAAAUCUCGUGUUAGUUUUCGUUAACAAUAAUGUCGCUUUCUCUGCCUCUGUGGUGGAUGGUGGAGUGUUUCCCAUGUGGUAUUGGUGUGCUGGAUAUCCCUUCACUGGUAGCCUGGUAACAUACACUCCCAGGUCUUUCUCUGCCUCUGUGGUUGAUAGUGGAGUGUUUCCCAUGUGGUAUUGGUGUGCUGGAUAUCCCUUCACUGGUAGCCUGGUAACAUACACUCCCCGGUCUUUCUCUGCCUCUGUGGUUGAUAGUGGAGUGUUUCCCAUGUGGUAUUGGUGUGCUGGAUAUCCCUUCACUGGUAGCCUGGUAACAUACACUCCCAGGUCUUUCUCUGCCUCUGUGGUGGAUAGUGGAGUGUUUCCCAUGUGGUAUUGGUGUGCUGGAUAUCCCUUCACUGGUAGCCUGGUAACAUACACUCCCAGGUCUUUCUCUGCCUCUUUGGUGGAUAGUGGAGUGUUUCCCAUGUGGUACUGGUGUGCUGGAUAUCCCUUCACUGGUAGCCUGGUAACAUACACUCCCAGGUCUUUCUCUGCCUCUGUGGUGGAUAGUGGAGUGUUUCCCAUGUGGUAUUGGUGUGCUGGAUAUCCCUUCACUGGUAGCCUGGUAACAUACACUCCCAGGUCUUUCUCUGCCUCUGUGGUGGAUAGUGGAGUGUUUCCCAUGUGGUAUUGGUGUGCUGGAUAUCCCUUCACUGGUAGCCUGGUAACAUACACUCCCAGGUCUUUCUCUGCCUCUGUGGUGGAUAGUGGAGUGUUUCCCAUGUGGUACUGGUGUGCUGGAUAUCCCUUCACUGGUAGCCUGGUAACAUACACUCCCAGGUCUUUCUCUGCCUCUGUGGUGGAUAGUGGAGUGUUUCCCAUGUGGUAUUGGUGUGCUGGAUAUCCCUUCACUGGUAGCCUGGUAACAUACACUCCCAGGUCUUUCUCUGCCUCUGUGGUGGAUAGUGGAGUGUUUCCCAUGUGGUAUUGGUGUGCUGGAUAUCCCUUCACUGGUAGCCUGGUAACAUACACUCCCAGGUCUUUCUCUGCCUCUGUGGUGGAUAGUGGAGUGUUUCCCAUGUGGUAUUGGUGUGCUGGAUAUCCCCUCCCAAGGUGCAGGACUUAGCUUGGUGAUGUCUUCUUGUAGGAAAUCCGCAUCCAAUGGGUUAAAAAACACCCAAAAAUAAAAGGUAGAUAAAUUUAGAUAGAUAGAUAAUUAGAUAGACAGGUAGUUAGGGAGAUGGUAGAUGAAGUAUGGAUACAAAAAAUAUAUGAAAAGAAAAGUAAAAAUCUACUUCAAA
Molecule: messenger RNA, 4586 nt
Organism: Eriocheir sinensis (Chinese mitten crab)
Lineage: Eukaryota; Metazoa; Arthropoda; Malacostraca; Decapoda; Varunidae
Exons: 6
Coding region: 3287-4411 (374 amino acids)
Source: RefSeq, a predicted model, not a curated record